Molecule: messenger RNA, 1336 nt
Organism: Columba livia (rock pigeon)
Lineage: Eukaryota; Metazoa; Chordata; Aves; Columbiformes; Columbidae
Product: olfactory receptor 14A16-like
Exons: 1
Coding region: 194-1129 (311 amino acids)
Biological process (GO): G protein-coupled receptor signaling pathway
Cellular component (GO): membrane
Molecular function (GO): odorant binding; G protein-coupled receptor activity; olfactory receptor activity
Source: RefSeq, a predicted model, not a curated record
CAGAGCAGAGCUGGCUGCUUGGCAGCACACGGGCAGAGGUUCUGCUGCUCACAGCACACUCAGCCAGCACAGACCAGAGAAAGGAAACGCAUUUCAGUUGGGGUGAUGUUAAUGAAAAAGAGAGUAGUUUUGCUCCGUGGAGUCUGUCCUAAUAUUAAGUUGUUGUUUCCUUUUUUGAACAGAGAAACAGCCAAUGUCCAACAGCAGCUCCAUCACCCAGGUCCUCCUCCUGGCAUUCACAGACACACGGGAGCUGCAGCUCUUGCACUUCUGGCUCUUCCUGGGCAUCUACCUGGCUGCCCUCCUGGGCAACGGCCUCAUCAUCACCACCAUAGCCUGUGACCAGCACCUCCACACCCCCAUGUACUUCUUCCUCCUCAACCUCUCCCUCCUUGACUUGGGCUCCAUCUCCACCAUUGUCCCCAAAUCCAUGGCCAAUUCCCUUUGGGACACCAGGACUAUCUCCUAUCGAGGAUGUGCUACACAGCUCUUUUUUUUUCUCUCCUUGAUCUCUGUUGAGUAUUCCCUUCUCACCAUCAUGGCCUAUGACCGCUACGUUUCCAUCUGCAAACCCCUGCACUACGGGACCCUCCUGGGCAGCAGAGCUUGUGUGCACAUGGCAGCAGCUGCCUGGGCCAGUGGCUUUCUCAACACUUUUCUACACACGGUCAACACAUUUUCACUGCCACUCUGCAAGGGCAAUGCUGUGGACCAGUUCUUCUGCGAAAUUCCUCAUAUCCUCAAGCUCUCCUGCUCACACUCCUACCUCAGGGAAGUGUGGCUUCUUGUUGUUAGCUCCUGUUUAGUCUUUGGGUGUUUUGUGUUCAUUGUGGUGUCCUAUGUGCAGAUCUUCAGGGCCGUGCUGAGGAUCCCCUCUGAGCAGGGACGGCACAAAGCCUUUUCCACGUGCCUCCCUCACCUGGCCGUGGUCUCCCUGUUUGUCAGCACUGGUAUUUUUGCUCACCUGAAGCCCCCUUCCAUCUUCUCCCCAAACCUAGAUCGGGUGGUGUCCGUUCUGUACUCGGUGGUGCCUCCAGCAGUGAACCCCCUCAUUUACAGUAUGAGGAACAAAGAGAUCAAGGAUUCCCUGAGGAAAUUAUUUGACCAAGGAAUACUGCAGUAUCAAUAAGCAGUCUAUCAUCCUCAGGAGAAAGCUUGGAGGCUUUUUUUAACAUAUAUGUCUUGGUUUUCUUUUUGUUUAAUAUACUUCAAAUCAUAUUCCCACUGAAAGAAUAUUAUUUAUUGCCCUCUACCAGUGUUUUGUGGUGUAAAGUCCUCAUAUACAAAUGGAGCAUUGCUCCCAGUGCAGGUAAACACAGCAAAGAAACCAGCAGGA